AUGGAAGCUGAGUAUGUUGCAUGUUAUGAGGCUUCUAUUCAAGGAACAUGGUUGCGGAAUUUUGUGUCAGAGUUUGGGGCUUUGAGUUUUGUUGACAAGCCUCUCACUCUUUACUGUGACAAUCAAGCUGCAAUCUUCUUCGCUAAGCAUGAUAGGAUAUCUAAGGGAGCCAAGCAUAUGGACCUCAAAUAUCUAUCACUGAAGCAAGAAGUCAAAAGAGAAAAUUUUGUCAUUGAACAUAUAGGCACUGAACUUAUGGUUGCAGACAUAUUUACAAAAGCUUUACCUCCAAAGACUUUCAUGAAGCAUGCUGAAACUAACGAGGAAACUAGAUAUGAAGAUUUUGUGAAAACCAUAUAUGAGGAUUACGAAGUUGAUUUCGCAGAACACGAGUUGGAGCUGACGUACGUUUUGCCAAAACGUAAACUGGUCAAGGAAAACCUCGAUACCCCUCCUGUGAAAGUAAGAAACGAUAGGCAAUUUCAUGGAUUUUUGUGUCUUAACAAAGUCGAAAACGUUAGACUCUGUGUAGAGUUUAAACUGAAGAAAAAAGAGGUUGAAGAAGCUAGCAAAGAACCAGAAGAAUUUCUGCAAAAAGAUGACCCAUUUUCGGCAGAGGAUGAAGAUUCAGAUGAAGACAAUGAUCGAUUUGAUUACUGCGACGAUUCUGAUGGAGCAACGUCUGAUGACGAAAACUUUACCUCAUAUGGGUUUCCACCAGACCAAGUACAAGAGAGUCAGGGAUCUCCUACAAAGAUAAGUUCAGCGACAGUCCUAAAGACACCAAAAGGAGAUUGUACGCAUAUUAGGUUCGACUUGAGCUCUUUCAAACUGGAAGUGGGGCAGAGUUUUGAUUCAAAAGAUGCAUUGGCUACACGUCUGAAGAUCUGUUCAGUUGUCCACAAAUUCGAUUUUGAUGUGGAUAAAUCUACCCGUACGCUGUGGUUUGUAAAAUGUUGGGUAAAAGGAUAUACGUGGAAGCUUAGAGCUACACCAGUAUGUGAAUCUUUAAGGUUCAGAAUCCGAGUAUAUGCAGAUGAGCAUUCCUGCUCAGUAACAGAGCGUUCGUCUCGUUCUCGGCAAGCUACUCCUGAAAUUCUUGGCCUCUUGUACAAAGACUAUAUUGGUGGGGUUGAUCGAACUAUUUUGCCACGUCAUGUUGAGAGUGCUAUGAACAUGAGCUUUGGAAUCAAGAUGGAUUACUGGAAAUCUCAUCGUACACUUAUAGUUGCUAGAGAUCUCGUAAUGGGUUCAUCGGAGAAUGGAUAUGAGGAGUUACCUUCUUACAUGCACAAGAUUAGAAUGGUUGUGGUGGUAUAUGGUACUUUCUUGCAAGGAAAAUACAAAGGAACGCUUCUCAUUGCAACAUCACAGGAUGGUAAUUUUCAGAUAUUUCCGUUAGCAUUUGCUGUGGUUGACACAGAGAAUGAUGAAUCAUGGACAUGGUUCUUCCGUCAACUCAGCCGUGUGAUACCCGAUGAUGAAGGAUUGGCAUUAAUUUCUGACAGGCACAAGUCAAUAAGGAAGGCAAUUUCAGUGGUCUAUCCAUUGGCUAGCACGGGAAUUUACACGUACCACUUAUAUAAGAACAACUUGUUACGGUACAGAGGACGUGAUCUGUUUGGUUUGGUCAAAAAAGCUGUGUACUCUUUUAGGUUAGCUGACUUUGAAGCAAGCUUCGAGACGAUUAAAGGGUUAAAUCCAGACUUACAUACGGGAAUUUACACGUACCACUUAUAUAAGAACAACUUGUUACGGUACAGAGGACGUGAUCUGUUUGGUUUGGUCAAAAAAGCUGUGUACUCUUUUAGGUUAGCUGACUUUGAAGCAAGCUUCGAGACGAUUAAAGGGUUAAAUCCAUAUUUACAUGCAUAUUUGGAACGUGCUGAUGUGUGUAAGUGGGCUCGAGCGCAUUUUAGAGGUGAUAGAUAUAACAUCCUUACAAGUAACAUAGCUGAAUCCAUAAACAGAGCUUUGUCAGAUGUGAGAAGCUUGCCAAUUGUUCGCCUUUUAGAGUCUAUCCGAUUAAUGAUGACACGUUGGUUUGCAACAAGAAAACAUGAUGCUGACUUGAUGAAAACUUCUCUGACUCGUGGUGUGGAGAAGUUGUUGGAGGGCCGUAUACCUAUUGCUAAUCUAUUAAAGGUUCAAGCUAUCGACAUUCAUCAGUCACAAGUGAUGGGAGUCUCAUCUUUACAUGUUGUAAACCUUACAGAAAAAACAUGUUCUUGCCGUAGAUUUGAUUUGGAGAAGCUACCAUGUGCUCAUGCUAUAGCUGCUGCGGAAGAUAGAAAGAUAUCACGUAUAUCACUUUGUCACAAGUACUAUCGGACGCAGUACCUUUACAAUGCAUAUUUCACUCCUGUUAUGCCCAAUGCAGCUGAUGUUCCAAUUCCAGAAGAAGUUGCAAAGAGAAUCUGUUUACCGCCUGAUGUCCGCCAACCACCGGGAAGACCCAAAAAAUCAAGACAUAAAUCUAUUUUAGAGAAAGUUGCAGACAAGAAGCGGCCAAGGAAGGAACACACAUGUAGAAUUUGUAACCAUGUGGGACACAAUUCUACAACAUGUCCUCUUAAUUGA
Messenger RNA from Brassica oleracea var. oleracea, 2580 nucleotides. RefSeq lists its product as uncharacterized. Gene Ontology annotation, molecular function: zinc ion binding. Lineage: Eukaryota; Viridiplantae; Streptophyta; Magnoliopsida; Brassicales; Brassicaceae. The coding region runs from base 1 to 2580 and encodes 859 amino acids. The transcript has 5 exons. The record is from RefSeq and is a predicted model, not a curated record.